AUGGCAUUUUCCUUGGCUGCGUUGACAAGCACAAUUGCCACCAUUGUUCUUUCCACUCACUUCUGGUGGACCCUCCGCAAGAAUGGGCAAGACUACCUGGAUGCCUUGAACUUCGUGAUGCGCGCCAGAGAUGCCUCCACGAAGCCACAUCUCUAUGUUCAGAAGGCCCGCAUCCGCCUCUUCAACAUGGUGAACAGAAUUUGCAUCCAGUCAACUCUUGCAUGCGCGAUUCUCCUAUCCACGAUGGUGAUCAACAUGUCUGGUACGGGCGAGGUUCAGCUGUUGCUUUUGAUUUCUAUGUACACAGGAUGCUCACUGGUUUCCUCCGAGUUUAUCUCACUCACGCCUGCGACGUGCGACCUAGCAGCAGCUUUGGGGCAUUUCUUGCUUCUGCUCCUGGCACUUUGCCCGGCUUCGGACUCAGAGGUUGUUGUUGGAGGUGUCCGCGCCCUUCUCCGGGUGCUCUCUGGCAUGCUGUUCUUGGAUGCUAAGAAGACUUUCUCAGCGAACGUGGUGCAGAAGCUCCUGGAGGAGAACACAUCACUUCGCUUCGAAAGUGUUGAGGUGGCAGGCAAGUCGCAGGCACGCAAAAACUUGUUAUCAGUUCUGGUUGAUGCCGACAUCAUGCUGGACUCGAGCUUUCGCGUCUGCCAGCCAAGCAACAAAGCCGAGCAUUUCUUCGGGCCGGAGCUCAGUGCGAGCGAGACCUCGGUCGGAGGACUGAAGCUUCAUCAGUUUGUUGCAGAUGCUGACCAAACCAAACUCACAGAGUUCUUAAAUCACACGAGCAUCAACAACGUCAGUGACAGCAUGGACGUUCUCAGCGAGAGCUCAAUCUCACUUCAGGGUGGAGGAAGCCCGGCAUCCUCAUUGUCGAUACAGCUGGGCAAAUCUGGCCGUGUGGUUCAAAUCUUCCACUCGAGCAUUCCGGCUGCAGACAUUACUGCGGGUUCACAGCCGCAGCCUCGACAUCUCGUCGGCAUUCAAGAGUCGUUUAGUAUGGCGCGGCAUGACGUCCGUGAAGUGCUAGCUCCGGAUCUUCCCAUGGAUCAAAGCCCCGAUGCAGAGCUAAUGUACCUCUCCACCCAAAAUUUAGCUGCGCAGCAACAGAGCUUCGAAACCCGUCAAAAGCGUCCUCCCAGCACCGGAUCCAGGGGGUCGAGAGAGUCAAAGGAGUCUGCGUCUAAGAAAUCCGCAAGCUCCGCCUCGUCCCUGCGCUCUUCGGUAUUAGGUCUCCCGGAGGUGGGUUCCAUCUCCUUUAUCUUCAAUGGCUACUCAGAAGGCCUCAGCAUUGUGGAGGCCACCCUGCGCUUCGAUACCCUGAGAGGCAAAAAGGACGAGCCCGGCAGAGUCCCUGAAAUGAAGCAUUGGAUUCGCAGCAAGUGCUGGGAUGAUUUCAGGAAUUGGGUACAGAUGGAAACACAACGGUGUUGUGCUGGUGCAGCUGUUGGUGAGGUGCGUUCCUUUGAGGGCCCUCUGGAAUUUUAUUAUCCUGGCCAGCCAGACAUGACCUUGGUCUCUGGCAGCGUCAACGUGGUGCGUAUCCAAAGUGAUGGAGAUAGUGAUUUCGACGCUGAAGAAGGAGAGGAAGAAGAACCAGUUUGUGACAUGGAGGUCGAUGCAAGGCAGCCCCAGCCUGGUGCCAAGGCUGUAGCCGUAAUACCACGGAGCGCUACGAAUGGUUCAGAUCAGGCGGGGUCGGGUGAGUCCGCUGACAGUUUGGGUGGCAAUGCCAGCCCAUUGGAGAUCAGUGAGGAUGAAGCACACCAAGAGGCGCAGGUUUGCGAAAACCCUUUCUAUGACGGCGACGUCAACGAAGAGGUGGAUGCUCUUUUGGUAGAGGUGGAGUGCAAGGCCUUCUCGCAAUACCGAAGCUUGAAUACCAAGUCGCGAAAGUCUAAACGAUACGGGCAUCUGCGGCGGCAACCGCCUCUUGAGCCUAGUUUGGACGCAAUCGAGGAGGGGCCUUAG
Messenger RNA from Symbiodinium pilosum, 1971 nucleotides. The record is from the annotation of a GenBank genome assembly. Lineage: Eukaryota; Dinophyceae; Suessiales; Symbiodiniaceae.